AUGAACUCUCCGGACUCACGAACUCUCCAGACUCACGAACUCUCCAGACUCACGAACUCUCCGGACUCACGAACUCUCCGGACUCACGAACUCUCCGGACUCACAAACUCUCCGGACUCACGAACUCUCCGGACUCAUGAACUCUCCGGACUCACGAACUCUCCGAACUCACGAACUCUCCGGACUCACGAACUCUCCGGACUCACGAACUCUCCAGACUCACGAACUCUCCGGACUCACGAACUCUCCGGACUCAUGAACUCUCCGGACUCAUGA
Molecule: messenger RNA, 276 nt
Organism: Knipowitschia caucasica
Lineage: Eukaryota; Metazoa; Chordata; Actinopteri; Gobiiformes; Gobiidae
Source: the annotation of a GenBank genome assembly